AUGGAAGAUACAAUUGAUAUUGUAGCAGAAUUUGUCAAGGCAAAUAACUUGGAAACUCCAUUUAAAGAUGGUAGACCAGGUAAGGACUGGUACUAUGGAUUUCUUCAUUGUCAUCCUUCCCUGUCAGUGAAAAAACCAGAACUUCUACAAAGCAGCAGAAAAAAUGCUUGGAAACGAGACAUUUUUUACAAUUUCUAUUCAGAACUGAAUAAAGUUAUUAAUGACUGUGGUUUAAAUGAAGAAAAGGCUGCUUUUGUCUUCAACUGCAAUGAGAGUGGUUUUAAUAUGGAUCCAUCGCACAUCAAAGCAAUAGGGGAAAAAGGAUCUCCUUCAGUCAGAGUGUCAGGGGGUUCUGGAAGGGAGAGCACCACAGUGCUAGCAACGGUUUCUGCUGAUGGAAAUUAUCUUCCCCCUUUCAUUGUCUCCAAAGGAUUAGCUGUUCAACCACGUUGGAUUCCCACAGAGGAUUCUUAUCCAGGAACCCUAUAUGCUGCUUCUUCAAAUGGUUGGAUGGAAGAAGAGCACUACCAUCAAUGGUUCAUUGCCUCACUCAGUCCUCAUGUUAACCAACUGAGAGUGGCAAAAAAAUUGUAG
Molecule: messenger RNA, 594 nt
Organism: Nilaparvata lugens (brown planthopper)
Lineage: Eukaryota; Metazoa; Arthropoda; Insecta; Hemiptera; Delphacidae
Exons: 1
Coding region: 1-594 (197 amino acids)
Molecular function (GO): nucleic acid binding
Source: RefSeq, a predicted model, not a curated record